Malassezia sympodialis ATCC 42132 is the source of this 1071-nucleotide messenger RNA. The record is from the annotation of a RefSeq genome assembly. Lineage: Eukaryota; Fungi; Basidiomycota; Malasseziomycetes; Malasseziales; Malasseziaceae.
AUGGCGCCCCGUCUAGGCGACAGGUUUGCGCCGCUUGUUCCUAUUUUUGUGCCGCCCUUGCUACAGAUUUGUGGGCGUACCAACAAAGUGGCCUUGCGCCGCGCGGAGAAGAGCUUGUAUCUAAUUUGUCGACACUGUCACUUGCCUCAAAUCGUGCCCUAUUUACUGCAUGCCAUGCAGGAGAAAGCUGCGACUUUGCGGUCCUGCGCGGCGGGAUCUUUGGCUGUGCUACUCGAGGUAUGUGGGGCUGACGAACUUGAAAGGCGUGUCGCGGGUAUUGAGCAUGCUAUGCAGGCACUCGUUACCGAUGCAAACCCCCAAGUUCGCGCCCUGGGUCGGCAAGUCUAUGCCCAGUACGCAGCAUUGUGGCCUGCUCGCUGCGAGAGUUUUUGUGAGACACUCUCCGCAACAGCGCAACGAUACCUGGCGACUGUGCCGCCUGCCAAGCGCGAAUCGGUUGACACGGAAAGCCCGUCGACCGCUGCAACGGACGCCAUUGGCAUGCGCAAGCGGGUAGAGCGCAUUGGUGACCCAGGAGUGACGAGAAAAACUCCGGUGCAGGAGCGAGUGCCUCUGACGAGGCCAUUGUCUGUUCCGAAGGCAGGCAUUCUCCGGGAGCAAGAAAAAGAAAAUAUCGAAAGGCCCUCACCCAAGGAGACGACGCGCGGGGCCCGGUCUGAAGUGACUGGCUCUCGCGCCCACUUUGGACCCAUGCCAUGGGCUGAUCCGUUUCAGGAGACAGGGAUCCCGCCUUUGCCGUCGCGCGGCUCGAAUCCCAGCGAUGGAGUAGCAUAUCGCUUGGCCUUAGCGCGAGAGCAGGCACGCUUGCGCUCGGCUCAGCGUCAAGGUAUCGAUGCAGCUGAUAUGGACAUGCAAGGUAUGAGAUUUGGAUCUCGCGCCCUUGUGCGCUCCUCUGCAUCAAUCGGAAGUGCACGACGCAUCGUGCGACCACGAGCCGCUGCUGAGACACCGUGUAAAGAACGAACGACCACGCCAAAAAACCCAUCAACCAGCCCAUUGGAUAUACACAAGCAAGGCGACUUUACACCCAAAAGGCGGCCAUUUGGUGUG